CAAAUAUCCAAGAUGGCGCCCACCGAUACAUGGUGAGUUCGAGCAUUUUAUAAUUUCUUUUGCUGGGGAAUUGAGUAUGAUGAAUUCCUUUUAAUGGAAAUGUAACUAGAGAUGGUCAAGAAGGAAAUAACCUCAUUUUAACCUCAGUAGUAGUAUUUUUCACCUCUCAAGACUUUCACAUUCCUUCGCGACCGUCCCACAAAAUCUCAGCUUAAGCUUAACAGUUUUAUCUUGUUCACUUGUGCUACUGUGAAUUUCACUUUCGUAGUCCACGAAUAACGUAAGAGGCAUUUAUUAUCUUUGGAUAUGCUUUGUUUCUGCUGUAGAUCUAGAUGUUUACCUUAGACUACACUGUCGAACAUUGCGAUCAUGUGAUCAAACUUUCCUUUGAUACAAAGACACAGUUCUCUCUUUAAAUCGAUCUUGACAUAAUCUUUUGGUUAAAUGUUGACUUUGUCUUUUUUUAUCUGAUCAUCAACUCACAUGUACUUUCAGCUGCUGCCAGACAAAGUAAGAAAGGGUAAAUGCCAUUCACUCUUGGGUAUUUUGCCAAAAAACGGGAAAAGUUUUUGGGAAAGCUUUUAGGAUCUUAGGAUUAGUUGAAAGGGAUUGUAGGUGGAUAGUGAAACAAGAUUUUCAUGGGAAUUCUUGCAUCAUUGUUACAUUUUUUUUUUGGCCUUUUUCUCUGACGGCCUUGACUGAAUCGCGCCAAUUUUGGUACAGUUUGGAAAAUCUCUUCACCCGGCACACUUUAAAAGGAAAAAGUUGUGUUUGAACAUUGAAACUGAUGAUGUCACGAGUGGUAGAAGAGACCAGGAUUCACAUGGGUGGUUAUGGGUGGUUCAGGGGUGAAUGGUUUAAGCCCUGUCAGCACGUAUCUAGAUAACUAGAAAUGUGUGAAUUUCAGGACCUUCGGGGGAAUGGCAAGAAUUAGGAAGAAAGGGAAAUAAGGCAAUAGGGAAGAAAAUUUAUAAAUGUUAAAAAAAACUUAAGCUGUCCAAAAAAAAAAAAAAACAAAACUACAAUAACUAAAAAAAAUACUACAUGAAAAGAAAAAAACAAAAGAAAAGAAGAGCAAAAAGAAUAAGAGGCUCUUCCACCCGUAAUCGAACUCAGGACCUCCUACGCGCCGGGCCACAUUGUUAGCACUGUGUCACGUGGGAACAUACUGUAAAAGAGAUGAUAAUAUUUUAUUUAAAGCCUUUCCUCUAGAACUUUUGCCAGCAUGCCCUGUUUAAGCUGAUCAAAACCUAUUGAACACAAAUUCAAAGCUAUAUUUUAGGGACUUAUGGUGUUUUUAUGGUAUAAAACCAAACUUAAAUGCAUUUCAUCACAUUUAAAGAAGAGAUGCCCAACAAAGCCGAUAUGGUAUAAACUUGUAAAACAUGUGUGUUGUCACCUCGAUUUUCACUCAUAUCUUAAGGCUAAUGAUUGAAAUUGCUUCCAUUUUCUCGUAAAAGUACUUUUGCCUUCGAAAUUCAUCGAAAAAAGGACUUAUUGACUCCUAAAACAGGCGCUAAAAAAAAACAACCUGAUAGCAAGCAAGAUGACACUCUUUGCAAAGCAAGCCUAUCGAUUGCCUGGAAACCAACAAUGCGAUGAUGUCAGGGCAGACGCCAACCAAACUUGAUAGAUUUAUAGCAAAGAGACGAUCACGCUUACCUUGCUAUCCUCAUGGGAGUCAUGAGGGGUGCAUGUGCUUCCCGUGUGACGAGAUUAUAAAUCUCGCUCCACUCGAAAUUAUCUUUGAAAACAGAGCUUUAGCCUCUAUCCACGUGUAAAGGCAUUUUGGGUGCCAAAAAUGUAGGCUUCUUGAAAAUUGGUUGUGGGAAUGGGUUUUUUGAAAACACUGGCUUAUGCUUCUUAUAUUGACAGAUAAAAGCAAAGGUUUGCAAAUGUGAUGAUGUCAUGCAAUGCACAGCAAAUGCUUUGUAAGAGACUAUUUCCAUUGCUGUAGCAUUUUCAUGCAGGUGUGCAAAAAUGGAUCAAAUACGCUAUACAUGCUUUUGAAAACAGACAAAAGAAUAUUAUUAUUUAUCAUUUUUACAAGUUUCCGGAUACCUGUGGAUCGAACCAAAUUUUUCAAAUGUCAAAUUUAUGUGUUAAAAUAAUGCUUCGAUUUGAAUGAUUUCUAAACUGGACAGUUGUUGAAGACUUGUCAGAUUUUUGGAAAAAAUGUGUUUGGGCGUACUAGAAAUUUACACAUCAAUUCUGGCAUACUUUCUGAUUUUCUGAUUGACCAGUAGUAGCAUUCAUUGUGAGCAUGUAAUAUUACCGUUGUUGAUUCUGACAUUGGGAAGGAGUAUGCAUGUUGGAAGCUCGUCAGUUCUCUCGUAAUCUCUUUGCAUAAUGGCUUUGAAACUAAUGAAGUUAUUAUGAAAUUAUUUAUAGAAUAUUUGUAAAAUGGGAGAUUUGAAGUGUCUUUGCAUUGCUUCCUCCUGUUGCUUUGUACAGUCUGAAUGCAUAGUGGAAAACAGGCUUGUCAGACUUGGAUUUAUAAAGUAUUUGUAAUAAUCUAAAUGGUGAUAAUUUUCAUUCGUUUCCCUAUUUAAGUAACCUUGGCCUCAAUUAGAGGAAAUAUCUAGGUUUUCCUUUUUGCUUCAGGCUGAGUGAGUUUAAAACUGUUGAGAAAUAUGGCCAGGAUAUCAUGGAGAAAAUUAAUGAGCGAAAUAAAUUGCGGCGAAAUGGAGCAAAUUAUUCCAAGGUAAAGAAUAAUUAUUUUAAAUAUUUUAUUAUUUGCUUAGUACUAAAAUCUCUUGUAUCUAGAUGUUUUUCUUGGUACAUUUCUCUAUCCUUUCAGGUCUGUAUAAUGUAGACAGAGAGGUGCAAUUGAAUAGGUUGGGAGCAGGGGGGAUGAAAAGUCCUGAAUAUUUUUUUAAAAUGGGAUUGUCCAAGGAUGGAUUUCUUGUGUUUGAAAUAGAUAUUGCUUGUAAAACAUGAGGAUAAUUAUAAUAAUAUUAUAACACUUUUCAAUGUAUUUGGCCAUGAAAUGGAUUUUUUAAAUUUUCCAACUACAUCUGUGCAUGUACAUGUAUCAUGAUUUUUUUGUUAGAUUUUUUUUUAAUCGAAAGCAGGUAGAAUGAGUCCAGGCUUUUUAAGACUGAAAAUUAACCAUCUGAUGUUACUGGGUGAACAAAAUUCUCUCUUACUAACUGUUCCCCUCCCCCUCCCCCAAACCAUCAUACACCCACCUGAUUUUGAAAACAAAAAUAUUAACUGUCCAGCAUGGUGGAACUUGUCUGUACCCACCUAAUGGAUAAAGUGGUUUGCCACCUGCCGGUAGUUAGUUCAAUUGGAUAAGUGCUGAUCUGCCAAGUGGCAGGUCGAGGGUUCAAACCUUGGCUGGACCAACACUCAGGGUCUUAAAAUAACUGAGGAGAAUGUGCUGCCUUUGUUGUGAUAUCUACAGUCGUUAGAAAAUCUAAUCUUCUUGGAUAAGGGCAAAAAAAUGGUAGGCCCUGUCAGUUGUUUCACUGUUCUGAUUCUUGUGGGAUGUGAAAGAACUGGAAAUGAUAUUCACACAAUGGUGGAUCUUAUCACCCACACAAAGUGAUAUUUGAUAUUUAUACUUUGUUAAGAUGUACAGCGUGCACAUGUACAUUGUAUCAGGGGACAAGUUAAGGCAAACAGCUUAGUAAGUCAAUGCUCGAAUCGAUGCUAGUUGUAAUGUACUGUUGGUAUUACAGGUCGAAAUUAAAUUCAGCUUUUAAAAUUUUUUAACCUAGCGUAGCUUGAUCCUCAAUUUCCUUUGUCCCCUAGCCCCAAUUCAUAAAUAAUUAGAGCUAGGAGAUAAAGGAAAUUGAGAAUCAACACAGGUAAAAGUUUAGACCUGAAUUUAAUUUUGACCUGUAACACUUAUACCUCUUGGAUUUGAGCCUGGUUGUUCGAAAAUGUAUUGCUUAUAACAUGUAUUCUUAGUUGCAAUCUGAUGUAAGGAUAAUGCUGAAGACUUUUUUGAGAGAUGUCAGUAAUUUGAAGCAAUCGCUGUUACGAGCAUCAUCUUCUUACCAUGUGUAUCCUUGUUCAAUUUUUAAAUAAAGCUGCUCAAUUAAUCCAUUAAUCCCCAGCAGGAUUAGCCCAGUCGGUACAGCGGUUGACUGUAGAGCAGGAGGUCAUGGGUUGGAUUCCAGGGGCCUGCCUAAUACUCGGGGUCUAAAAAUAACUGAAAAAUAAAAGGUCCCUCCUUUUCCCUGUGAGUGGCUAGACCUUAAUUUGCAUGGCGUAAAUGACCACAUAAAUUAUUGGUCGUCCUCUCUCCAACUGGAGAUGUGAAAAAUAGUGUCCCCCACUUGGUACGUUUGUGCUAAACACAUUGACACAAGUGCAUUUUAGAAGUCCAUUUAAGGAACAGUCUAGUAAUGUGAGAUACAUGUUAGUGUGCAUGGAUAUCAUUUCCAGUUGGAGACAUAAGGUGUCCCUGGGUAGUUUUUUCUUCAGUUAGUUGGUCAGGCAACUGUUAGUGGAAAGAUUUUUUGGAAGCUGUUAUUCCCAACAAUAUUAUUUAUUUUUCAUUAUUCUAAUGCAUGCAAGAUUUGUCCAUAAUCUCCUGGCCAAUUUGUCAUAACCAGCUUUGCGGGCCAAACUGACCUAGUUUGGGAGGAAUUUCUCUUAUUCCUUUGCUGAUGUCAUAUUUAUUUGUGGACUGUUACUGCUUUUCCUUUAUUGUUCAUUGAUUGAUUCCUUAAUAAAUGUGUAGCACAGAGCGAGAAAUUGAUAGGAGACAGAACAUGUUGGAUCAGCUGAUAACAAAGUAUGAUUUUUGUUAUUCCUUAAGGCUUGUUUUGACUAGUGAUGGAGUUGGAGUCUGAGUUGUUUAAGCGGAGUUGUAAGAGUGCUUAUGACCAAGUGAAAAUCUAAAAUUGGAGUCGUCAGCCAAGUCAUAAGUGUGACAGAAUCAGAGUCAGAAGAAUCAGAAUGUUUCCAGUUUUCUUCUGACUCCGCUUACAACUCCGUUGCUUACGUUCCGCUCAUGAUCUAGUGAAAACCAGAUUGUUGGAGUAGGAAGCAGAAAUGGAAGGAUAAACCAAUCACAAUGUGCGUUCCCACUCUUUGUGAUUGGUUUAGUUCUUCUGCUUCUGCUUGCAACUCCGAUGACCCAGUUUGCACUUAGUCAUAAGUGCAGAGUCGUAAACAGAAUCAGAAGAAUCAGAAUGCUGUUUUCUCUAGAUCGUAAGAUUCUAGCUUCUGACUUCAACUCUGACUCCGUCACUAGUGAGAACAGCGUUUAAAAUUGAAACACUGGGAUGAAUUACUAGGUUAGGCCCGUUUCAAACGUCGCACUACUGCCGUAACAAACUUAAAUGAAUUUGACGUAGCAGUUGCAUGGCAAUGGCAUGGGAGUGGUUUCAAACAUCGAAUUUAAUUCAGUCGUGCCAAAUUCAAAGUAAAGAAAACGUCAAUACAAACCUUCCAUCCAUCCAAAGUGGCGAACAGAAACGCAAGGGAAGAUCACAAUCGAAGAAAUUUGCUUUGCUGAAGAUGAUUUUAAAUGCCAGACAGCAGCUGAUGUAGCAGUCCAUUUUAAAUCAUUUUAUUGCAAGAAGGUUAAUUCUUAAAGUAUUUGCUUUUGCUCUCCUUCUGCUUAAUUUCCUUUAAUGAAAGCAAGAAAGAUGUCAGCUAGAUUUUUGUCCGUUCUUGUUAACUGUUUUCUUUCUCAUGCAAGGCCGCUUCGAGUCUUCUUGAUUUCUCUCUUCAGGACUGUUCUCUGUGUUGGAACUUUCUUGGUCAGAGUCUUCCUCUUUUGAUUCACAAAUAUCUCUACUGGGUGAAGAGCAUUGUGAAACUGUGUCUUCUUCAUCAGAAAAUUCAGAAGUAGAGAUUGUGUAUGGACUUAAACUACUUCGCCGUUUUUCUGCCAUUCUGUCGCACUCUCAUCCCAGAGCCCACAGUCAGCUACAGUAUGCGCAGUCAACAGCAGUAGAGUCAAAACACUUAAACAUAUACUUUUUCAUAAUUUAUGAAUUGAGUUUGGCAUGGCAAUAGCGUGACGUUUGAAACCAAGUCGUCCGCGUAGCACUAAAUUCAGGUUGCUAAACUGAAUGAUUUCAAAUUUAUUCUAUCAACUGAGUUUGGCACAGCAGAAGCACGACGAAACAGGCCUUAGACCCUCUCCCCCCCCCCUGCUUUAAAUUGUGAGUCUAUGAUGAAUUAUACUGUAUUUUAUUAUGCAUAUUAUUACUAUAAAAUAAUAAUAUUAUUAUUUGCUCUGGUUCAAAUUUUUCUAGAGAGAAACAAAUGAAUGCUGCAUUUCAGCAGGAAGCUGGCCAGGGGGAUUUUGGAAGGUGGGAGAGGUUUGGACAAAUGAUUCAUGUUGUUGCAUGUUUAAAUAAUAAGGUGUUUUUUUUAGAUAACUCAAAACAGUUUAGUUUCGUUUUUUUUAGAUAACUCAAAACAGUUUAGUUUGCAAUAAAGAAUCAUUCCCAUAAGACUGGUUUUUUACUGGCAGCCACUUGGUGAUUCCCUGGUUUUGCACUGCGCAUCUCUUACUCAUGCAAAGAUUCUGUAAAAAGAGCAUGUAAAGUAACAUUAUUAAAAUGAAGUUGACCAAGAGAAACGCUAUUGCAAUUUUGCUUUUGUUUCUUGCCGGUGAGAGACUUAAUGUGGUGGGAAUGUGCACUUGAGGUAAGGUAUCAGCCUCGAUAGUGGAUGUUUAAUUUGUGCUUAUUCACUUUGAUUUUCAUUUAAACGGUUGUCCUAAAUGCUAAAUUCUGUAAAAACGCUUCCCCUUUCGCAAUUCUAAAACUUGGUCCUCUCUCAAAAAUCAAGGAAAAUGCAUUUGGUGCCCAAUUCUUUUGACCCCCAUUUUUUAUUUCAUUUUUAAUAAGGACACUGUAUUUUUGGGACUCUAUGUUCAGUUUUUUGGUAAUUUUACUAAAUUGUACGGAUUGAGCUAUCACAUGUUAAUAAUAGCACAUGUCCAAUUUAAUUCUACUUUUGAGCAUAAAGUAAAAACAAGGGCAUUAGAAGGCAUUUUUCUGGUGCGUAAGUGGAUAAACAAUACAUUAUACCACAUGCAUCAUUGAAAAAAUCUUUCCUUUUUGUCUAGUUUUGGGCUGUUUUUUUUGAACUUUAUUUGAAGGCCCCCCAAAAUCAUCUUCUUGACUUGUUACAUCAGUGUACCAUUUCAUCUAAAUCUAUGAUUCUUUUACUAGAAUCACCUUAAUAGGUUCCUUGUAAGGGCCAACUGAACUUGAGAAGGCAAAAUUGUUGAUGGCCAUGAUCUGGGGAUGUUGUCAAUGAUGAUGUGGGGAUUUUAUGUGAUUUUUAUGUCUUGUUGUUCAGCUUCAUCCUUGUUUCAAAUUUUACUUUCAUUGGUUUCAAACUCAUUACUGUCAUACAACACCAUAUCCGAAAACAGAGGAAAUAAAACUUUAACCAAGGAUAAAAUUGAAUGCGCCAAGAAUGCUCUCUGAGAAAGAAGCUAAGGACAAAUUUAUAACAAAAUGCGGUGCUUAUUUCAUUUUAUCAGCUUGAAGACUGCAACAACCAGAACAUAACAAUGUACAAUAAUAUCUCCAGACGAUAAAAAUUUAUUACUUACGUGGGAUAAAAUUAGCGCAUUGUAACAAUUCAAUUUCUAGAUUCAAAUAUUAUCAGUCGCUUUAUUUAGUCUGUGCAUUCUUUAAUAGUUUUUGCAAUACAAAAGACUACAAGUAUUGACAGGAAAACCCAUAACAGGAACUACUUCCCUCACUGAAGGCAUGCAGAAAAACAGCAACAACAACAUGUUUACACUGUGUACCUAGCUGAUCUGAGUUUUUCUCUUUCAUCAAGGUUCUAUAACUCUUCAGAUGAAAGUAAUGGAUCUGAAGAAUUAAUUUAUUGUUUGUGUGGUGAUAAAUUAUAGGAGUUCUUUACUGGCAGCAGACCCUAGAAGGCCAGAGAGUAGCAAUCCAUUUGAUGAGCCAGAACCUUACCCUGACAGUAAUGUAUCCAUUGAUGACAUGAGAAGGCAGCAACAACAAAUAAUUGCAGGUGUUUAACUUAAGUAUUCUGUUUUAACCCUCUAAGUCUCAAUAUCCACAUACAAAUUCUCCAAAGUGAUCUCUAUACAUUUUCUUAAAGAAUUAGUGGAGAGAAUUUCAUAAAAGAUCAAUGCAUUUUCUCUUUGGUGAUCAUUUUAUCAAUUCUCAUAACCUAAUCUCUUGACAGUGUAUGGAUAUCUUUAGGAGAAAAUUGGUGUUGGUCACCAUUGGGACUUGAAGGGUUAAGGGUGCUACUGCUUUAUUUCAUAAUGUGUGCUAUGGUGUUGUUUUGUAAAAUUCCUGAGGCUGGUUCAUAACAACUGUACUUGUUGCAUCACAACAGCAUACCCAGGGCUGUCAUUAAGAGGCGAGGACUUGGGAUUUCCCUUUGCUGCUAAGAAUGUGGCCCCUAGGCUACUUUUAUGGGAAAACAGAAGAAAAAUAGAAUCAAAAGAAAUCCCUAGCUGUUUGAUUCCCCACCUACUUUUGUAUUUACCCGGCGACCUGAAAUCUUAGUGACAGCCCCGAUACCAUAGGUCUUGCAAAAUUUAUGCAAGAGCAGAACUUUUUUCGAGUACAUUUAUACAUACAGCUGUAAACUGUUCCAACAUACCAAUAUGUAAUGCCAUCAUCACAAAAUGGAACAUACACUGUAAUGACAUUCAUUUAUAUCAAACAUGAGAUGCAUGAUGAAGCACUGUGAAAAUACGAACUUAGAGGUGUUUCAUCUGGUGAUAUUCUUGAUAUUUCUUCUCAAACAAAAUCAUUUUUGAAGGAGAAAUUAAGGAUGCAAAAAUGAGCAGUUUUUCAUCUGAUAUCCAAACACUCAUUAAACAUUAAUUUCCUUUGAAUUUUCUUUAUGAAUUAUUAAUGAGUUUGAGAAGUACAUGUACAUGUACAUGUACUGUCAAUGUAUUAUGCAGACAAGGGGACAUAAAAGAAAACUUGUAGUGUAGGGCUGUCGCUAGUUUUUGAAGUGGUUGGGAAAUUUUCAUCAAAUGAAUGUGUCAUGUUUCUAUCAAUGAAGUAUCCUAAUAGCCAGGCAGCAUUCAUAGACCUGGCCCUUAUAAAUUACAGCCCUGAGCCAGCCAUUAACACUGAGACUACUACUACUCCACUACUGCAAAAGUGUCCUAUUAACAGAGCUUAAGGGCAAUUCUAUAUAGUAGGUACAUUCUCUGUUAUCAUUAUAAAUAGAAGGAAAUUUGUCAUCUCUAUAGAAAUUGAAGCCUCUCUUAUAUUGCCUUUCAUGUUCCAUGAACAGAGCAAGAUCAAGGGCUGGAGGCCUUGUCAGGGAUUAUUCAAAGACAAAAGAUGAUUGGACACGCCAUUUCUGAAGAAGUUGACACACAGAAUGGUUAGUAUCUCUAAAUCCUUUAGCGACCUGUUUGGUCGUACGCCUUUCAUAUGGAACGAUGCAGAUUAUCCUUUUCUGAACUCAUGAAGGUGUAACUUUAAGUUGAGCAUUUCAGUCGGUUAGUGGUGAAUCCAGGAAGAACAGACCGGGGGGGGGGUACUGUAGGAAUUUCUGGGUGGGGAUGUGCCGCUGGGACCCUGGAACCCUGGAACCCUUAACCUAUACCAGAGCUAGUUCAGCUGAAUUUGGCUACCCUAUACUAGAGUAAACUCCCCAAAUACCCCCUAUCCUAGAGUAGCUGUUUUCCAGAAACUACUGAGGUCACUAGCACAGUCUAGCCAAAACAAAACCUUAUACCACAAUCCCUAGUCUAGAUAAAAUCUUCAACCAACUGAUCAGUUUCCUGAAAAAUGAUACCCUAUUCUAGACCCAAACGCUCUGAUUUAUAUACCCUAUCCUUGAGUAAACUGCUUGAAAACCAUACCCUUCACAGCGGCACAUACCUAUAUAGACCAUAUAUGGCAGUAUCCCCCCCCCCCGGAGAACAGAUCUUUUCACAAGAAGCUCAUUUUGAUCAAUCUUACUUGAGUAACACACACAAAACCUGAUAGCAUUUUAAAGAAAAAUCCAGUGAAUACGAGUUGAACAUCAGGACGUGUCCCAUUACACCUACUGAGAUCAAGAAUGCUAUAAAAAAGCUCAACAGUGGGAAGGCAGCAGGCUCGACAAUAUAUCACCAGAGGCAAUCAAGGCUGCUGGUGAAGUUUCAGAGGAGGUUCUCCUUGACUUUUAUAAUCGGAUGUUGGACGAGGAAAGAGUACCGGAGAAGAGGAAAAAGGGUCUGUUAAUCAAGCUGCCUAAAUAUGGCGACGUGAGCAACUGCAGAAACUGCUGUGGCAUCAUCCUGUUGAGCAAAUGUCCUGUACACACUGAGGAGUCCAGAAAGAAAUUUGGCCAAGACAGCCCGUGAACGAAACUCACAGGGAAAGCGUAAGAGAGAGAGAUCCAGACACACUAGGAGACACAAUAGAGGAGAAAGGACUUACAUGGCGUGAGGCAAAAGUCACUGCUUAAAAUAGGCAUGAAUGAAAGCCCUAUGCUACAUCGGGAAGGAAGAGUAUUGAUGAUAAUGAUGAUGAUGUUGUAAUUCUCCCUGUUAGCCUUGAAAAUUAAAUGGAAAGUGAUUUUUCUUCUUCGAGCUGCCUGUGACAUGACUGAAUAACAUCAUUCUCAUACAUUUUUGUUGUUGUUUUUGUUGCAGAAAUAAUCGAUGACAUAGAUGGUCGAAUGGAUCAAGCCAACACACGCCUCAUAAAAGAAACCCACCAUGUGAAGAGAAUAACAGCAAAAUCUUCAGCGUGUGGUAAGUUGUAGCUUAAGUUCUCGCAUGUCAGGGAUAAAUAUAUUUCAUAUUAAUCCCUUUACUGCCGUACAUGUUCAUGUAGUUGUAACAUUUGAUUAUGUGGAUAAAUCCUAUCGAGAUCGGCGCAGCGCGGCGCAGCUUUGCUACGUUACAAAAAACGGCGCUAAAAUCGCCGUUCUUAUGAGCGAACGGAUAAAUCCUAUCGAGAUCGGCGCAGCGCGGCGCAGCUUUGCUACGUUACAGAAACCGCGCUGAAAUCGCCGUUCUUAUGAGUGAACGGUUAAAUCCUAUCGAGAUCGGCGCAGCGCGGCGCAGCUUUGCUACGUUACAGAAACCGCGCUGAAAUCGCCGUUCUUAUGAGCGAACGGAUAAAUCCUAUCGAGAUCGGCGCAGCGCGGCGCAGCUUUGCUACGUUACAGAAACCGCGCUGAAAUCGCCGUUCUUAUGAGUGAACGGUUAAAUCCUAUCGAGAUCGGCGCAGCGCGGCGCAGCUUUGCUACGUUACGGAAACCGCGCUGAAAUCGCCGUUCUUAUGAGUGAACGGUUAAAUCCUAUCGAGAUCGGCGCAGCGCGGUGCAGCGCGGCGCAGCUUUGCUACGUUUCAGAAACCGCGCUGAAAUCGCCGUUCUUAUGAGUGAACGGAUAAAUCCUAUCGAGAUCGGCGCAGCGCGGCGCAGCUUUGCUACGUUACGGAAACCGCGCUGAAAUAGCCGUUCUUAUGAGUGAACGUCAGCCCUACCCGACACGGUUAUCGUUCCAGGGCAAGAGCUAUCCUAGUCUGCUACACAGCCGUUUUUAGUGUCGUCACGCAAUGCUAAGGAGCGUUGCGUGACGACACUAAAAACGGCUGUGUAGCAGACUAGAGCUAUCCGGUAUGGUGUAGAAGUUACUGGUCUUAGAGCAGUGGUAUUUCAGCUUAAUUUGAAAUACUUACAUGUGAAAAUUACAAACCUUUUGCGGGUAGUAGUAUAAACAAAUAAUAGCAUGAUUUGUACGUGAUGUUUUGCAUAAAUACCACUCGCGAUAUUUCAAAAUUGUCUCAAAUUUCACUCGCCUAACGGCUUGUGAAAUUACGUAUAACAAUUUCGAAAUAUCACUCGUGAUAUUUAUGACCAAAUAUCACCACAAAUCAUGUUAUUACCUAUACAAAUUUGAUCUCAGCUUAAAUUUUGUAACCUCGGUUGACUCUCAAUUUCCUUUGUCUCCUAGAUCUAAUUAUUCAUGAAUUAGGGAUAGGAAACAAGGGAAAUUGAGAAUCAACCGAGUUUAAAUAAAAAAUAACCUGAAAUCAAAUUUGACCAGUAACAUAGACAUAACCUGAGAUGGACUCUCAAGCCUCAAAGAGGUGUCCACAUUAUAGACGAUAUGACUGAGGAGCGAGAGAGACCAGAUACUGGUGUCCUCUUUAGGGAGGUGGGUACGUUAUACAGGUGUCUGUUAAGAGACAGUGGCUCUUUUUAAUUUGUAUUCCAUGUGCUUGUAGGUUAAACAAAUAAUCGACUGUUUGAUUCAGAAUUUUCCAACUGAUUUUCAGGAGACAAAGGAUAUUAUGGUUUAAUCUGAGAACGGAUUUUAGCUACAACAUGCAUACAGUCGUACCGCCACUAACGGCCACCUCUCUACAAAGGCUUUUUUUUUUUUCGGCGGACAGUCCAUACAUGUACAUUCACUCUUGUUUCAUCCUCUGUGCAACGGCCACCUCUCUACAAUGGCCACUUUUAUCAGUGGCCGUUGUAGAGAGGUUCAACUGUACUGAAACUGCAUGGUGUUGAGCGAAAUUCAACUGAAGGUUUUUCUGGUGAGGCAUUUUCUUGAUGGUGCUUCUUUUGUUUUGUCUUUAUAGGAAUGCUGGUGGUUAUUGUCUUGUUGAUUAUAGUUAUCAUUGUGGUGGCUGUUGUCCCUAAACCAUAGUUUUCACUUCGACGAAAAACAUAACGUAAAGUGAAUUUCCAAAUAAUCUCUGUCUUAGAAUCGUUAGAGACCUUUAGACUCGAAGACGAGAACGACUACGAGUACGAGAUUUGACUGAAAGUUCUUUCGCGUAUUGUCAAAAAAUAGACCCCGCCGAAUGUUUCAUUGUAAUUUUUUUUCACCAGAAAAGAUAGCACUUUUAUCUUUUUUGGAGAAAGUUAAGCCCUCGCUCGAUCGAAAAAUGAUACUGAAACUUAUAACAUUUGAUAACUUGUUUCCGCCACUACGACAUUCUCGCCAGUAGAAUGACGACGGCUAUCACGUUUCCCGCCAAAAUGACGCUUGUUCAAGCGCGCGCACUACUUACUUAAUAUCAAACAGAGAAAAUCUCGUACUCGUACUCUUCCUAGAGUCUAAAGGUCUCUAUUUUAGGAAAAGCUGAAAGUAGGGUAUCUUUGGAUAUGAAUUCAAGAGGGUAGAGUAGGAGCGUGACAUGGCAUGACACGUUCAAUUUGGACAAUUUCUGCCAUGUUUAAGUGCCAAAUUCAGACCCUGAGAUACGGGUGCAGCCCGGUCGUCAAAAUUCUUUUUCGGCCCUGCGGGCCUCACUUUAGUCUAAAAAUAUAAGGGGGGGGGGUCCCGGGCCCCUUCCCUUGAUCUACCACUGUGUUUUGUUAUUACAGUGAAAGCUCUCGUAAGCGGACACUCUAGGGGCGCGAAAAAGGAGUCCGCUACUGGAGCUGGCCGCUUACGGGAAUGUAAAAUACAGAGUUUGUAUGGGAGUUAAGAAAAACAGGGUUUUGUGAAGGUGGGCGUAGGUACAUACAUACAUCCUUUAUUACCUUUCCUAAUACAAGGCUUUUCAAAGAUAAUUAGAGGUAAGGUAGAACUGUCCACGUACGAGAGUGUCCGUUAGAAUAGCUUCCACUGUAGUAAUUACUUGUAUACCCCUGAGAGCCGGUUAAUUUAGACGGUUAAUCGGGUGAAAUGGUUCUUCUUUGUGAGGACAGCAUUGAAAUACAUUCCAUGUGACCUCCCAUAAGCAACUCUUCAGUGGCCUUGUGCAGUAAGGCUAACGCUAGAUAUAUAGGUUGGCGGUUACGUUCUAGUUAAGUCUGGCUCCAGGUGUAGACCUUUUUUUCGCAUAUGUCGUCUAUCAACAAAAAGAAAUUAAGCUUACAUUUUGCCGGCAUUGUUUUGUUAAUCACAGAAUUAUUUUCAGUUGAAACAACAGCAGCAAUUUCAGUUAAACAAAUCCAAAUUCGCUUUCAGAUGAUUUGUGCCCUCCCAUCCCUAGCCUUCCACUGGUGCCGUCAUUUGUGUACCAUUUGUUCUAGUAUAUGAGGAGAAAACAAUAUUAUUCGAAUUAAUUUGUCCAUAUCUAAUUUAAAUACUUCAUUGGAUUAAUUAAUUUUCGCGUCAGAUGACGCAAGUUUGGAAAAAAAAGAAAUGAAAAGCAAGCAAAGAAACAAACAAAACAGAGCAAUCGUCAGGUUAUUUGGUAAUUGUAAAUAAUUUUGUUAAAUCACUUAGUAUAAAAGCUAGAAGCUAGUACUUACUUUAGGGUAGAAAUACAGAGGAGACAAAAGGUCACUUUCUCACCUCUUACAAAUUCUUUAUUGCUUUAUUGAAUCAAAUUAAUAAAAAUGAACGGAAUAAUGAUAAUUUUUUUUCUUUAAAACUCAGUCACUUUAAAUAUUAUGCGUUGUCAAUUUUUAAAAUUGUAUCGAUGUGGUUAUCGAAGGAAACGAGAAAGGUGAUAGGUGAUAUUUUUGUAAGUUUGAAUAACAAAACUGAGAAGCUGAAAUAUAGAUACUGAUCCAACAUGUUGUUUCCUUCCUUCCUUCGUUUCUGCUUUCUUACUGACCAAGAAAGUGAUGUAACAUCGUGCACAUGAAUUGCCUUUAUUAUGUGCGUACAUUCAAUUAUUUUGACGUUACAAAUGCCUCGCUUUUUUAAUUUGCUUGCGAAGAGGACAGAGACCAAUUUUAUGAACCUCUAAGUGCAGUGCAGUGGUGGACUCUGAGUAGAGUAGAAGCAAAAGCGCAGGAAAACGAGGAACGUUAUUGGAAAGACCUGGAAACAAAUGUAAGUCAAUUAAGAACACUUCUCUCGCCGAACAACAAGAAGGAAAUUCACGCGGAAAUCAAAAUUCACGCAGAAGUUCAGCCGAUGACAUCGGAGGUAGAGGCUGCUUUUUGGAAAAUAGCAAGGCGUGUGGAGUGGAUGAAAUGCGUACGGAGUUGCUUAGAGCAGCUGGUGUGUGAUCCUUCUACGUCUGCGCUGUAUGAAAAUUUGGUGAAAUGGAGAAUGGCCAGUUGCUUGGAUAAGGACAGUCUGUACCACGCCGAAGAAAGAGGACCUACGACAGGGUAG
Molecule: messenger RNA, 14971 nt
Organism: Porites lobata
Lineage: Eukaryota; Metazoa; Cnidaria; Anthozoa; Scleractinia; Poritidae
Source: the annotation of a GenBank genome assembly